Molecule: messenger RNA, 909 nt
Organism: Bursaphelenchus okinawaensis
Lineage: Eukaryota; Metazoa; Nematoda; Chromadorea; Rhabditida; Aphelenchoididae
Source: the annotation of a GenBank genome assembly
AUGUUCGAUCGUGUGCGAAGCCAAAGCACCAGCAGAGAUGCUGAAGCGCCUGGAGUGCAAAGCGUCGAAGGAGAUGUGAGUUCUCUUGUUGUUUUAGCUCAUAUAUAAGUUUGGUAAGCUUGGUAUUAGUUUUUAGAAUAGUGUUUAAAGAUAUUCAUGUUGUUUGCUUUCAGUCACAGCGUAUAACGGAUUUAAGUUGGGAGCUGCGAGUAUAUUGCUUUAUUGGUUGCUUCGUUUUAUCCAUGGUCUGCAGUUUGUUGGUAAGUUUUUAAUAAUUUUAUUAUUUGGUGUUUAGAUGGGAUGUAGUAGAAGAAUAUACUCUAAUUAUACGACAAUAUGCUUGUAGAGAAGGUUGUGAACAAGUUGAAAUACUCUGAUUUUGUUGAAGAAUAGUGAAUAAUGUUCGUUUUCAGGGUUCUCCGUUCGUUUUUGCUGGAAAAUUGACCGAAUUUGCUGUGAUGGUAUCUUUGGGUAGUAUGAUUUCCAUAGGAGGGUCAGUUUAUCCGUUUUAUUAUCUAUUUACAACUAUUCAGAUAUAAAUAUACGACAUCUGAUGUUUUAUAUAAUUUUAAAAGUAAAUCUUCAAAUUUAGGGCGUUGAAUGCCAUUUUUAGUUGUCAUAACCUAUACUUUAACAAAUAUAGCCCUAUAAAAUUCAUAUUUCAGGACCUUCUUUCUGUCAGGACCUCUAAACCAGCUCAAGAAGAUGUUUGAGCCAACCAGGCUUGUGGCUACCUUAAUAUACAUCUUGAUGAUCAUCCUUACUUUGAUUACGGGACUACUGUUAAGGAAUGGUGUUCUAGCCGUUAUCUGUAUAUUGGGACAGUAUUUGAGUAUGGGUUGGUACUCGUUGUCAUAUAUACCAUACGCCAGGGAGGUUCUUUGGUCAUUCUUCAACAGAUGCUUUUAA